This is a messenger RNA of Closterium sp. NIES-65, 1806 nucleotides long. Lineage: Eukaryota; Viridiplantae; Streptophyta; Zygnematophyceae; Desmidiales; Closteriaceae. The record is from the annotation of a GenBank genome assembly.
AUGCGACAAUCUGCGAAUGUCGCUGCUUCCGUCCUUUUCACAGCGGCUUCAGUCGUCACCCUCCUGUCCUUUCCUUUGGACGCUUCUGCAGCAGCAGAAGCGCCAGCUGAUCUUGCAGCAAUAUCAUCAUCCGCUUCUUUAGUGUCUCUUUCCCCAGGCGCUAUGACGUGGGACAGCCAGCAAACCCUAGCCCUGUCAUACUCAGGACCACUCGCUCGAAUCGCGGAUAUUACAGCUGCGGUUGAAACUGCACCAAAUACUGCCUUUCCUGCUGGCCAAUCAGCAAUUGACAACAUGGCAGCAGCGGGUCCCGUGAUUGACGGAGCGCAGCUUCUGGGCGGCGGGAAACGGGAGGCGAUGAUUCGUCAGCUGGAGAGUCUGGAGAGGGAGUAUGGAUGGCGUAUGCGUGUGCUGACUCGGUAUGCGCCUGAGCAGUUCGAGACAGAGGCCCUACGUGCAGUGUGGCAGGUAAGGGAGGCGGGCCCGACUAGUGGUGGUGGUGGAUAUCACAUCGCCCAGCAUCCUCAACUCACCCUUUAUUCCCACCUAUCUUACCAUCCCGACGACCGCACAGUCGUGGUGGUGGCGGACGUCACAUCACCCAACAUCCUCAACUUCUUUGCAGGAGACACUGUCAGGGAGAAGCUUCCCCGACAGUUCUUCAUCGAGCUACAAUCCCGCUUUGGGAAUCAGUUUUAUGUGGCAGAGCAGGGCGAUACAAGGGCUGUCCAAGACGCCGUUGCCACGCUGCAAACCUGCCUCUUAAAGCCCUCCGGCUGUAACAAUGUGCCCGGCCUAGUAGACGACCUUUACUUCAUCACUCUCUCCACUGCAAUCCUCAGUGGAAUAGUUUUCGGAUUCGCUGCCCGCUUGGAACCUUCCGGAAAGGUGGAAGCCUCUUGGCAGUGGGUGCUACUUUUCUCCCCGCUGUGGCUGCUGCUGCUUGUGGCUUUUUCGUUUCUGCCCAUUACUGCCCGGACGGACGAUUUGGAGCCGUUGUUGAAGAAUGGGGCGGGUUUUCUUGCUGGGGCAGCUGCGAUUUAUUUGACUCCGAUUUUCGGGCAGUCUCCUGUGGCGAAUUGGGGCAAGGGGAAGGAGGAUGGGACUCGAAGCCUCGCCUCUGGCCAUGCUGCGUGGCGCUACCAGGUGGAGGCUCUGGCGUUCACAGGCCUCGCCUCUGGCCAUGCUGCGUGGCGCUACCAGGUGGGGUGUAUGCUCUGGCGGGCACGGGUGUUCCCAAUGGUGGGAGAGACGCUAACUAUCAACCUGAUCCGUCGCUCUUCCUUCCCCUCUCCCCAUUGUCCCCCUCUAUUCCCCUCCCUGCCAGGCCUCGCCUCUGGCCAUGCUGCGUGGCGCUACCAGGUGGAUGCUCUUGCGGGCACGGGUGUUCCCAAUGGUGAGGUGAGCACGGAGGUGAUGGCAGCAGAUGCAUACCCCGGACGUGAUGGCAGCAGAUGCACUGUUCCUAACCGAACAUGCAUGAUGCAUGUAGGCGGCAUGAUAGCAUGCAAGGUGGCAGCAGCGGCAUCGCAUCGAAUCAUCUCCCUUGCACUCAUCAGCGUCAGCGGAGGCGGCUUCGACCUGCUCCCCCGGGUAUGGUUGCCCCCCUCGCACACCCCCCAAACCCCUACUCACCCACCCACUCUAACGGUAUGGCGUACCCCCCCUUCUUCCUCCCACGAGUGUAGUCGCAAGGUGGCAGCAGUGGCAUCGCAUCGAAUCAUCUCUCUUGCACUUAUCAGAGUCAGUGGAGGCGGCUUCGACCUGCUCCCCCGUGCAGGGUCCUCCCUAUCGCCUACGGCAUGA